Myotis myotis is the source of this 1530-nucleotide messenger RNA. It is a transcript of the gene TEKTL1, whose product is annotated as coiled-coil domain containing 105. The transcript is spliced from 7 exons. Lineage: Eukaryota; Metazoa; Chordata; Mammalia; Chiroptera; Vespertilionidae. Bases 1 to 1530 code for a protein of 509 amino acids. The record is from RefSeq and is a predicted model, not a curated record.
AUGCCCGUGCUGAUACCCCCGAUUGAGCAAAGCCAGAGCUCGCGCGUCGGGGCCCGGGAAUGGCGCGAGGAGGCCCAGGCCAAGAUGUUGGAGGCGCAGCAGCUGACCGACCGCUGCGGGCAGGAGGCCGUGGCCAUGUGGCAACCCAAGGACAGCGUGUGGGACCCGAACGUGGCGCGCCACCUCUGCAAGGCCGCCUACAUCCAGCCCUGGCGCUUCCACGUGCAGUUGCUCCAAGAUGGGGGCACCUUGGAGACGCCGCCGCCGGGCGAGGGCGUCACGCUGUGGAAGAGCAAGAUGAAGCCGCCGGCCUGGCACGCGCGCCUGCCGCUGCCCCUGAACCGCGACGCGCGCGCCCUGCAGACCGUGGAUCUGGUGCAGGCGCACGUGCGCGGGGCGCGCCUCACCGCCGCGCGCCUGGGCCGCGCGCAGCAGCAGAUCAAUGGGCAGCUGCAGCUGCUGCAGCGCCAGCGCCAGGCCACCGACCACAGGCUCAGCGAGGUGCGCAAGGGCCUGCUCAUUAACCAGCAGAGCGUCAAGCUGCGGGGCUACCGGCCCGAGUCGGAGAAGAUCCCUGACAAAGCCGACAGUAUGCUUACCCUGGAGAGAGAGAAGUUAAAGAGCAUGAAGAGGAAAAUGGAGGAAGACAUGGAAAAAUCAGAGGUCAUGCUCAAGGCCCUGGCCUCCUGCCGAGACACCCUAGCCUUCUGCUGCAAGGAGAGGCUCCAAGCUGUGGACUUAAUGAACAAGCCCCUGGACAAGGUUCUGGAGCUGGCCGGCCGCCACUCCUGGGUGGACCUCUCCCGCAUCCCCACCCCCAGCACUCAGGGUCUGAAAACGCCUCCUUCAGACCCUGUGGGCGCAUACACACCAGAGUGCGCCGCGGCGCUGAACGACGCCAAGCGCCUGCUGAUGGAGUCCAAGGACGCCUUACAGGAAAUGGCCAAGAACGAGGAGGACAUCCGGGAGCAACAGCUGGAGAUAAGCGAUGGCGUGUGCUCCUCGCUGGCCCAAAAGAUGCGCGAGACCACGGAGCUGAAGGAAAGAAUGAACAUGACCGUAGGACUGAUGAGGGGGACUAUCCACCGGUGCACGAAAUUCAACCAGGAGAUGUACAUCACCCGCGGCCUCAUCAAGGGUCCUCUGUCCAAAACUCACCUGGAGACUCGGGAGAAACUGGACCGACCCCUGGUCCGCGUGUACCAGAGACACGUGGGCACCCAGCUCCCGGAGGCCGCGCGCCUCACCCAGGGCACUGACAAGCUGCAGCGCCACAUCUCGCACGUGGAGAAGAACCUGGAGGAUCUGCACACCACGCACAGGAACCUCACCCGCAGCCUCAACUGCAAGAGGAUCGGGCACGAGGUGGACUACAACGUGGUGCGCCUGCGCCUCCGCCAGAGGCACCCGCACGUCAACUACCAGCAGGCGCAGUGCCUGGUCAACGACUGGGACCCGCGCACGCCGCCAAAGACCGGGACCCGCCCACAAACUCAGCAGCCAAAAGGGGACAGCAAGGCAGCCAAGUAG